Haliotis rubra (blacklip abalone) is the source of this 4727-nucleotide messenger RNA. RefSeq lists its product as uncharacterized. Gene Ontology annotation, biological process: aggrephagy; mitophagy; endosome organization. Gene Ontology annotation, molecular function: K63-linked polyubiquitin modification-dependent protein binding; protein kinase C binding; zinc ion binding. The transcript has 16 exons. The record is from RefSeq and is a predicted model, not a curated record. The coding region runs from base 273 to 3809 and encodes 1178 amino acids. Gene Ontology annotation, cellular component: aggresome; amphisome. Lineage: Eukaryota; Metazoa; Mollusca; Gastropoda; Lepetellida; Haliotidae.
CCGGAAGCUGCGUAGUGAACCAACAUUUGAACAAAUCUAAAUCAGCGUUACUUGCAAUUUUGAUAAAUUUUGACAUUGUCAGUGCGCCUUGGUCUAUAUAAAAGUCUGGGUAGAUGUGAGGCGGGCAUAUAUCCCGCUGACAACGCCAUACGACGCUGAACACACGGAAGCGCAACUGACAACAACUGUCACCUUAUCGUCUGCUUGAAUACUACUGUGUAGGCCUGCCGUCAACACUUCGUCGCUGCAUUUCCCAAAGUAAACCCGCUGUCAUGUCCGACUCAGUUGUCAUCAAGGCCUCCCUGGAGCGAGAGGGUUCGAGUCAACCCGAGGUCCGACGUUUUGUUGUCCCGUCAGAUGCUUCUACCAGGUUCGACUACCUGUUCAAGAAGAUAUCGGAAGUGUUUCCUGGACUUGUCAGAGGAAACUUUUACCUCUACUGGAAAGAUAGUGAUGGUGACCUAGUAUCAUUUUCAUCUGAUGAGGAACUUCUUGAAGCUCUGGGGUUUGUUACAGACUCAGUGUUCCGAAUUUACAUCAAAAGUGAGUCUGUCUUGACUAGGCAUAUCAAUGAAUGGAUUGAUGUUGAUCACAAUGGACAUCCCCAGGGUGUGAACUCCCAGGCUGGUCAACAGUUCUUCAGCAACCUCGUGGCCCAGAUGUUUGGUCAGUGCCCUUGGCAACCAGGGAACGAAGGAAGAGAAGGAGCUCCCUCUGGUGCUGAUGAAGAAAACGAGACUGAUACAGACAAAAAAGGGGAGACUACUCCACAGGAAGAAUUUCUGAAAAUCAUGGGGCAAUCUGUUGCUGCCUUCCGUGCACCUUUUGGGAUUGAUGUUGAUCACAAUGGACAUCCCCAGGGUGUGAACUCCCAGGCUGGUCAACAGUUCUUCAGCAACCUCAUGGCCCAGAUGUUUGGUCAGUGCCCUUGGCAACCAGGGAACGAAGGAAGAGAAGGAGCUCCCUCUGGUGAUGAUGAAGAAAACAAGACUGAUACAGACAACAAAGGGGAGACUACUCCACAGGAGGAAUUUCUGAAAAACACGGGUCAAUCUGUUGCUGCCUUCCUUGCACCUUUUGGGAUUGAUGUUGAUGACAAUGGACAUCCCCAGGGUGUGAACCCCCAGGCUGGUCAACAGUUCUUCAGCAACCUCGUGGCCCAGAUGUUUGGGAUUGAUGUUGAUCACAAUGGACAUCCCCAGGGUGUGAACUCCCAGGCUGGUCAACAGUUCUUCAGCAACCUCAUGGCCCAGAUGUUUGGUCAGUGCCCUUGGCAACCAGGGAACGAAGGAAGAGAAGGAGCUCCCUCUGGUGAUGAUGAAGAAAACGAGACUGAUACAGACAACAAAGGGGAGACUACUCCACAGGAGGAAUUUCUGAAAAACACGGGUCAAUCUGUUGCUGCCUUCCUUGCACCUUUUGGGAUUGAUGUUGAUGACAAUGGACAUCCCCAGGGUGUGAACCCCCAGGCUGGUCAACAGUUCUUCAGCAACCUCGUGGCCCAGAUGUUUGGUCAGUGCCCUUGGCAACCAGGGAACGAAGGAAGAGAAGGAGCUCCCUCUGGUGCUGAUGAAGAAAACGAGACUGAUACAGACAAAAAAGGGGAGACUACUCCACAGGAAGAAUUUCUGAAAAUCAUGGGGCAAUCUGUUGCUGCCUUCCGUGCACCUUUUGGGAUUGAUGUUGAUCACAAUGGACAUCCCCAGGGUGUGAACUCCCAGGCUGGUCAACAGUUCUUCAGCAACCUCAUGGCCCAGAUGUUUGGUCAGUGCCCUUGGCAACCAGGGAACGAAGGAAGAGAAGGAGCUCCCUCUGGUGAUGAUGAAGAAAACAAGACUGAUACAGACAACAAAGGGGAGACUACUCCACAGGAGGAAUUUCUGAAAAACACGGGUCAAUCUGUUGCUGCCUUCCUUGCACCUUUUGGGAUUGAUGUUGAUCACAAUGGACAUCCCCAGGGUGUGAACCCCCAGGCUGGUCAACAGUUCUUCAGCAACCUCAUGGCCCAGAUGUUUGGUCAGUGCCCUUGGCAACCAGGUAACCAAGCAGAGGAAGGAGCUGAUAAGGACUCCGACAAGGCACCAUCAGAUCCACGUAUUGCCGAUGCUCUCCAGCAGAUGUUGUUGAUGGGGUUCUCUGACGACGGAGGCUGGCUCACUCGUCUCCUGGAGGUCAAGAAUGGUGACAUCAGCCAGGUGCUCGAUGCCAUCAAACCAAACAAAGAACACAGACAUUGUCAAGAUACGAACAAUAAAGAGAUGGCUCUCACGAUCAAGGGAUACUUGUCGAAAGGACCGGGAUCUCAACCAGAGAUCAGACGGUUCGGGGUCCCCCCUGAUGUGACCUCCUUUAAUCUAGCCAGACAGAGAGUAAAGGAAGCGUUCCCUUCCCUGCUUAAUAAGGACUUCUCUCUACAGUGGACAGACAGAGAUGGAGACCUCGUGACCUUCUCAACUGACAGGGAGCUGCAAGACGCCGUCAGCACUGUAACAGAUGGAGUCCUCCGUGUCCACAUUAACGUUUCCCAUGACCGACGCCACACCCCCGGACAGACCCACCCCAACGUCAUCUGCAACUCUUGUUUGGGAACUGUGUCCGGUGCGCGCUUCAAGUGUUGUGACUGCACCAGCUACGACAUCUGCUCCCGCUGCGAGGCCGAUGGCGUUCACAGCCACCACGACAUGUGGAAAAUCGUUGCUCCAAGGGACCACCUGAAACCUGGGGCAUUUAUUCCACCCCAUGUGCGACGGUGGAUGCAGCGUUUCAUGAGACGCUGGCAAAGCCGACGCCAAAAUGAAGGUGUUUCUCCCGCCGCAGGUGGAGAAAGAAAGGAAGGGGAGAUAACCGAGGAAGAGAUUCUAGCUCACAUGGACGAGGACAUGGCAGCUGUCUUUGAUAAUUCUAGUGGUGCAGUCCAUCUGAAAAUAACAAAGACUGGGGAAGAUGAUAUGAACCUGAAUGUUGAUGGUCCGGAAGAAACUAAUGAAGCACGGAAUGGACAAUCUUCCUCUUCCGUCACCAUCUCUGCCUCUGCCACCUCCUCCUCUUCAAGCUCUCAAGCCCCUGGUGCUGGAGAAAAGCCAGAAGAAGCGACACAGUUCAAGGAGGAGGAGACAACCAGCCCCACUACAAGUGAGGACUGGACACUUCUGACAACUGCCCACACCAGAACAGAUGUGGUUGAUGGUCAGCCUGGAGCUGGAACCCAACCUGGCUACCCUCCAGGAUUCGGCCUCCACCCAUUCCAAGGUCAAAGCCAACCAGGCUACACCCACCCAGGACACAUGCCACCCCCCUUCAUGCAUCAUCAGCCUCAUCCCAACUUCCCCGGACAUCCCCCUCCACCACCUUUCCCUGGACACCCUCCACACCACCACUUCCCCGGACACCCACCACAUCCCCAUGCUCCAGGACACCAUCUGGUUCCAGGACACCCUCCACACCCCCACAUGCCGGUCCAUUUCCCACCCCACCACUUCCCAGCAUAUCCCCACCCCCACUUCCCCGGCGCUGAAGGUCAGACAGAGACCACUGCCAACCCCAACACUUCUGAAGCUGGCUCCAUGCCCGCAAACUCAUCAACAAGCCAUCCAUCUGGACUGAACACAGAGGAUGCCCCCCUCCCAUCAGAUCCCCGUAUCCGAGAGGCUCUGCAACAGAUGCUGGCCAUGGGCUUCAAGAAUGAAGGUGGUUGGCUGACCCAGCUCAUCGAGGCCAAGAAUGGAGACAUUGGGCAGGUUCUGGACACCAUGAAACCUGAACAACGUAACCCUGUUUCAGCACCACCUGCAGACUGCAGAGUGGCUUGAAUCAGAAUACACAACAUCCCUUAUUCUUUUACUUUGAUUUUGACACUAUUGUUUGUUAACACUCGGUCGCAUGCACUAAAGUAAUGAGUGAUCGAGUUUAGUUUUACACCGCUUUUAGCAAUAUUCAUGCAAUAUCACGGCGGGGGGACACCAGAAAUAGGUUUCACAUGCACUAUAUGAUUUCGGCUGAAAACCUAUAAUAGCACAACUGGGAACAUAGUUUAGUGGAUUUGGAUUGGUAAUUAAGAUUAAUGUGGGAUGCAUGCUGGUAUCAUGUAAAAGUUUACUAUCUAUGCUUUUAAUUUGAAGAAUGCUUUUUCUUUAACAUCUAACCUAAGCCUUUUUGACACACAAAAAAACAAACGUUUCUGAAUACAUUGAUAGCAUAAAGCAUCAGAUACUGGUAUUUAUCAUAAUCACUACCUAUAUUCAAAUAUUAUCUAUGUACACGAUAAUGACUAAUCAUACUUCUUUCUUGUCCUGUGUCAAAAAAUAAAUGUCAAGUACUGAAGAUUUAAUGGAUAAAAUAAUUAAGUCAGAUGAAACAAAUAAAACCUAAACAUUCAUCCUUGAUCAUGGUAUCUGUGAAUAAUUUCAGGGAAAGUCUCAUCAACUGGAAUAUUUAGAGAGAGAUUUGAACAUUUACAUGCUGAGUUUAAUCAAUACUACAAGACUACCUGUACAAAGUAAAUAUGAAUAUAGUGGUGAACAUGUGUACACAGAUCUAUAUUUUCACAAAUAUACAAAGCAUACUUUAAUAUUGGAGUUACUGUGAUUUACAUGUAUGUUUUAGAGGAACUCUAUGUUGUCUUCUCUCAUGUGAUAUUUACUGAUGUUGAUGAUUUUGUGAAGUUGAUAUCUUGCCUGUAUCGGAAAUGGAAUAAGAAUGCCAAAGGAUCAAAUAAAGCUUUAUCUUCA